UCAUGCUGCUGCGCAAGUCCAGAGUCUGUCAUCGGGUCCACUGUACGGCCUCCCCCAUUGAUGCUGUCUCCAUCGCCACACUCUGCCAUGUGCCACUUUCAGGUCUCCUCACACUGCUGGUGUGUUCCAUUUUUUGUCAUAGGGUGCUGGCAGAUUACGGGCCUCCCAUAGCUGCUGCCAGGCCCCUAAUCUGCCAUGGGCCCCUAUACCGCCUCCUCAUGCUGCUGCCAAUUCCAGAGUCUCUCAUGGGUCCCUGUACAGCCUCCCAUUGCUGCUGUCUCCAUCGCCACACUCUGCCAUGUGCCACUUUCAGGUCUCCUCACACUGCUGGUGUGUUCCAUUUUUUG
Molecule: messenger RNA, 347 nt
Organism: Staurois parvus
Lineage: Eukaryota; Metazoa; Chordata; Amphibia; Anura; Ranidae
Source: the annotation of a GenBank genome assembly